CAUACCUAGGCUUGAAGGCGCUCCUGAAAGCAUCUUCACUAAUAGCUUUCUCCUUCAGAGUCCCUCUUUUUCAUCCAAAACUGGACCCCAUAUCUUCUCUACCCAAACCCUCGCGAAGCAUGGUCACCUCCAACCAAACCAUCAAGUUCCUCUGCAGUUACGGCGGCAAGAUUCUUCCUCGUUAUCCCGACGGAAAGCUUCGUUACCACGGCGGCGAAACCCGUGUCCUCGCCGUUGACCGGUCCAUUUCCUUUGCAGAGCUGUUGGUGAAGCUGGGAGAGUUGUGUGGGAAAUCGGUGUGUCUGAGGUGUCAGUUGCCGACGGAGGACCUAGACGCUUUGGUGUCUGUCACCUCCGAUGAGGAUCUCGCCAAUCUCAUCGAGGAAUACGAUCGAGUCGCAUCACCACCCGCGUCUCUAAAGAUCAGAGCCUUUCUUUCGCCGCCCAAAUCCAUCAAAAAAAUCUCUCCUCCCCCGUCAUCGGCUUCCUCCUCACAAUUAUCUGUCGCCUCUGCUUCGCGGUUUACCAUGCCGGCGGCCGUUGAUCUUUGCCACCACCAGAUCUCGCCGCAGGUCAAUGAGCAGAUUAAAGUUUGGCUGGCAGUAUUCGGAAGACUGGGGCAGCAAUUAGCACUGCAUAGUGUUGCAGGGUUAAUCUACCAGAGCAAAUGCCAUUUGAUUUGCAAUGAUUUUCGGUUUGCGACACAAUUAUAAAACAUGUAAUUUUUGGUGAAAAAUGGACCGACCCCUCUUUAAAAUAUGAUUUCCAUCCAUCUGUCACCUAGUAUAUUCACAGGGUGAUUGCAUUGCCCUCUCUAAUUGUUUGGAACAGAGUCUAAUCUGAUUUGAUUAGGUUUGUCCAUGCUUACUGGGAAUGAGUCCUUCAAAAAAUGGGUUCUGAGAGAAGAAUGAAGAAUCAUGAUAUUUAAUUGCAUAUUUUUGUCCCCAGAUUAUUUAAUGCUUUCAUGAUAUAGUUUUUUUCUUUGGACAGAAGAUAUGGACGAUGACUACAGGUGAAGUGUGGUCUUCAAUUUGACUAGACUUCAUUAACAGACAAGGCACUUAGUUGGAGCCAUUAGUGGCGGUUCCCAACAAACAAGUAAUUCUGGAUGUGGCUUCAUACUCAUGGUAGCCCCCCUCUGCCGAAAUUUAUUGAACAUGGAAGGAAGCCAUAAGCCAUAAGCCAUAUGGUGUGUCCCACGACAGCUGGAAUUGAAGUGGGGUUAACGAAAUUAAUACAACCUAAGAAAGGAGAGAAGUACAAGAAAAGAAAGAGAAAAAUAAAGAUAAAGAUAAAAAUAAAAAUAAAAACAAAACUAAAGGAAGAAAGAAGAAGAAAAAAGAGGGGGAAGAAAGAGAUCCUCCUUACGGCCUUGCCCGAGGAGGGCCACGAAUUUGGACACUGAGGUGGGUGUCCACUCACGUAGCAUUCAGGGGAAAAGAUUCCCCUUAGCUGUCCUAGUUUUGAAAGGAGAGGAGACGAAAUCAUUGGAUUAAAUUAAAACAAAUAAAAAAAUAAAAAAGCCAAUUAAAUUGAAGAUGAAAGGAAAGUGGUUCAAGUAGGCGGAUGGCAGAUGCUACCCCACAGGACAUGAUAUUUUUUAUUUUCCUUAAAAAAGAAGACUGAUGGAAAAGGAGAGGAUGGUAUCCACAUCAAGAGCGCUCCGUGUGUAAUCCGCGUUUGUGACUGUAAAGUCGUGAUUUAGAAGCAGCAAAGAUUCAUUGGCGGCCAGGCCCAGGCUUAUUAAUGAAGGUUGUUUGAUUUUAGGGUUCUGGGGCCUGCUGUUACAUCCCACUUGGAGUUCACAUUCUUGCUGUGUUGGUUAGUAUAGGCCCUGAUAUCAAAAUCAAACCGGAAAAAAAAAUGCAUAGUAUAGAACUGGAGAUACAAAAACUUCCCCUUCAUAAAUAAAAUUCCUUUUAUUCAAAUAGUACAUAGGAAUAUUAUUGUUGAGAACACAUCAUAGGAUUCAUAGCAGAGUAAUCACUUUAAUUAUUUCAUACUUCUAAUCUAUCAAAUCUGAAAAUUAUACAAUUUUUUAUUCUUAUAAUGGAGCGAGCUUUUAUGGUCAAGUCCUUCGGACUUGUCAUGACUGUGUACCUGUACCACACAUCCCAACAUUCACCUUCGCUAACUAAAUUCUUUGAUUGUAGAGCUCUUUGGAAUCUCCAAAAAAGACUCCAACCAUCCCACAACCAACACCAGAUAAUUUAUUCUUUGACAGUCAAGCUCUUUGAAUUUUCUAAGAGGACUCAAAUCAUCGCCUCAACCGACACCAGAUCAUAUUCGAAGAGCAAGGCCGUGUGCCGGGCAGUGGACCUGCCAGGAAUUUUUGGGGGGACAAACAUUGUAAUAACCAUGGAUGAGUUUUAGAAAUAGAUAUUAUUGAGUAA
Vitis riparia (riverbank grape) is the source of this 2393-nucleotide messenger RNA. RefSeq lists its product as uncharacterized. The record is from RefSeq and is a predicted model, not a curated record. The coding region runs from base 120 to 713 and encodes 197 amino acids. The transcript has 4 exons. Lineage: Eukaryota; Viridiplantae; Streptophyta; Magnoliopsida; Vitales; Vitaceae. Gene Ontology annotation, molecular function: protein binding.